AUGCAUAUAAAUGCCCUUGAAAUGGUAGCUGUAUCCAAACUACUGCAACGUUUCCGAUCAUGUUGUUUUGAUCCGCCCGGACAAUACCACAGUAGUCCAGCACACCAAAAAGCAAGGGGACACUCAUUCUCCACAGCUAUGUAUUCUGACGUAGCAAAUUUGGCAGUUUGCACUUCAAAACAACAUUCAGUUGAAAGUAGCAUAUGUUGCAGGGAAAUAGAACAUUCUUCCGGAUCAACUCAGCAGAUUAAAGAUUCUGUCACAAUCAGUAGUAAUGUGUCUUGUCCGGAAAAUACCGUCAAGUGUCCCAGAAGUUACUGUAUUCCUUUACGAUUUGUUUGCGAUGGGAGAAUUCAGUGUCCUGGGGGAGAAGACGAGCAUGAUUGUUAUUGUACAGACGCAAGUAGAGAGGUCAUUUUACUGAUUGAGGACACCUCAGAUGAGUCGGAAAGCAAAACUGCUGCUGUAAGCUUAGCUAAACAGUUCUUCACCAGUCGAAGUGUUGUUAGGAUACUUUUUUACAAGAGUCAACCUCGCUUAAAGGACUUUACUCUUACACACAGAGUGCUGGAAAUACAAGAAGAACGUGUCAGUCAGUUUAAAGAAAUCAAAUGUCGGUAUAAAUCAACGGCCAGAGAUUUAUUACGGAAAUUACAGUUUUCAAAAAAACAUUCAAAUGGUAUUGUUUUCAUUGAGAGUAGUAUGGAGUCGUCUAAAGUAGCACAGUUACUGCUGUCAAAUCUUUCGAAACCAGCAUUUUCAGUAUAUAGGAUCAUUAAGGACUACAGUCGUUCGCUAAAUAAACCAAAUUUCUACAAGUUUGUAAAAGAUGUUCACAUCAGCAGAUGGGACUCAUUAUUGUCAACAGGAUACAGAUUAUUUCCAGAAAUAUGCACAGAGGCUUCGCAAGUUCCCUGUUUUGGAAGAUACAGGUGCUCCUCAAGCAAGCAAUGUAUACAACUGAAAGAAGUAUGUGACGGGGUCGUGCACUGCAGUAAUGGUGAUGACGAACGGCUGUGUGGUUUUGUCUGUCCACAAAAAUGCAAAUGUAUUGGUCAAACAAUCAACUGUCAGGGGAAUGACUUCAACAUGACUGAUGUCAACACAAUGUCGAAACACACACGAAGUGCAGACUUAAGUAGGAAUUCUGGUAUUAAAGAUAUUAUAUACCGUGACAACUUAAGCUUUCCUUUCAUGUUAAGACUUAAUAUAUCUUCAUGUGAAAUUCAAAAGGUAAAUAGUAUGGCUUUCUUUCAUAUAAACAAUCUGUUAACUCUAGAUAUAGGGAACAACAAGAUCAAAGUCCUACCAGAGAAUGUAUUUGGAAAUCUACACCAUCUUGUGUUCCUAAAUUUAGACGGCAAUUUUGAGUUGACAGUAGUAUCAUCGUCAGCAUUUCGAGGUUUAAGAAAUAUCAGAAGUUUGAGAUUAUCAGGAACAAAACUAAAAAUUAUAUCUUCUUUGACAUUCUCCGGCUUGAACUUGCAAACUAUAGAUAUUUCUAACAAUAGAAUUGAGGAAAUUGAGAAUUAUGCUUUCAAUAACACUUCGGUUCAGAAGAUAAACUUCGAAGGUAACGACGUACUCAAAUUUGGUAAAUUUAUUUUCAAUGAUGUGACAUCGCUACAAGAGCUACGUACGCCCGCUUUUAAAUUCUGCUGCAUACGUCCAUGUUACAUUGGCGAGGAUAAGUGUUUCCCUUCAAAGAAUGAAUUUUCAUCGUGCGAAGACCUUAUGAGAAAUUCAGUUCUACAGGCAGUGUUAUGGCUUGUUGGGAUAGCCUCGUUAUUCGGAAACCUUGGAUCCAUUACUUAUCGACUUGUGUACGAUCGCGAAAGACUGAAAAUAGGUUAUGGAAUAUUUGUGACGAAUUUAGCAGCAGCAGAUUUCCUCAUGGGUGUGUAUCUGAUCAUAAUAGCGGUCGUCGAUUCGCUUUACAGAAACAGAUACAUUUUUAUGGAUGAUCAAUGGAGGAAAAGCGUAUGGUGUACCAUUGCUGGUGUUAUGUCGACCGUGUCUUCUGAAGCGAGUGUCCUCUUUCUUUGCCUGAUAACAUUGGACAGACUCCUGGUCAUUAAGUAUCCUUUUGGAACAAUACGAUUCGGACCACUGAAAGCUUAUAUUUGUUGUGGGUUAAGCUGGAUAACUGCCAUAGCCCUUGCAGUCAUUCCAACCAUUUACACUAGCUAUUUUCAAAGCAGAUUCUACUCUAAAACAGGCGUAUGCAUUGCAUUACCUUUAACGCGUGAUAAGCCGCCUGGCUGGAUAUACUCUGUGUCAAUAUUUGUUGGCUUAAACUUCUGCACGUUCAUUAUUGUCGCAUUUGGACAGGUAUCUAUUUUCACAGAGCUGCGAAAAGCUACAUACGGCAUAAAGAAAACCCAAAAGUCAAGGAGGCGGGAUUUACAAGUUGCCAGAAAUCUCAUUCUCGUUGCAACAACGGAUUUCCUUUGCUGGUUUCCAAUAGGAGUAAUGGAAAUUGGUUCGGCAAUUUUACAGUACAAGAAUCUGAGCUCAUCUGUACGGAUGAAACGAGAAGCCGUGUCAUUUGGUAAAACACGAAGCAUAAAAGAGGUACUGAAUGGGGAUGGAAAAUUGCCAGUUGCCACGGUUACAGUAGUGUCCUGGAAACUUGCAGACUUCAUGCGUCUGUUACAUGAGUCGUAUGUCGGUAUCGAGCAAAUAUCUGAGACAAAUACUUAUAUUGGGGUUGAUAAGAAAAAGUUUAUAAGGGUAAUUCAUAAUUUAAAUGUAUCACAUCAUUCCAGUAAAACGACAGUAAGAUAA
Messenger RNA from Mercenaria mercenaria, 2787 nucleotides. Its product is annotated as G-protein coupled receptor GRL101-like. Gene Ontology annotation, molecular function: G protein-coupled receptor activity; protein-hormone receptor activity; protein binding. The transcript is spliced from 7 exons. The record is from RefSeq and is a predicted model, not a curated record. Gene Ontology annotation, biological process: G protein-coupled receptor signaling pathway. The coding region runs from base 1 to 2787 and encodes 928 amino acids. Gene Ontology annotation, cellular component: membrane. NCBI's taxonomy places the organism in Eukaryota, Metazoa, Mollusca, Bivalvia, Venerida, Veneridae.